CUGCAAUAAAGUUCUCAUACAUUUUCCUUGUCAUUUAGCCGACAAUGGCCGAGGGAGGAAGCAGCGCCGCCGUCCAGCAGCCCUUUCCACUCCAAGAUCGGGUAGCCAUCGUCACCGGUUCGUCUCGGGGAAUAGGCAGAGCCAUUGCUCUCCAUUUGGCGUCACUCGGCGCCAAGGUAGUAGUCAAUUACACCUCCAACUCAGCCCAAGCCGAUACAGUUGUCUCCCAAAUAAAUUCAAAUUCACUGCAAGCCAUAGCCGUCAAAGCCGACGUCUCCGACCCGGCUCAGGUGAAAUCCCUCUUCGACGCGGCUGAGUCGGCGUUCAACUCGCCGGUCCACAUCCUGGUCAACUCCGCCGGCGUGGCCGAUCCCAAGUACCCUAGGAUCGUCGACACCCCGGUCGAGGAUUUCGAUAGGAUCUUCAACAUCAACACGCGCGGCGCGUUCGUUUGCUGCAAGGAAGCGGCGAGCAGGAUCACGCGCGGCGGCGGAGGGAGGAUCAUCUGCCUCUCCACCUCGACGGUGGGGGCGUUGUUGCCCGGAUACGCUACGUACACGGCGUCAAAGGCGGCGGUGGAGGUGAUGGUGAAGAUAUUGGCCAAAGAACUGAAGGGGACAAAGAUCACGGCCAACAUCGUGGCGCCUGGGCCGGUGGCGACGGAGUUGUUCUUCGAGGGGAAGACGGAGGAGAUGAUAAAAAGGCUUAUGGAUUUAACGCCGUUAGGGAGACUGGGGCAGACGGAUGACAUAACUCCGGUGGUUGCGUUAUUGGCGGGUGACAGUGGUGAGUGGAUCAACGGACAGGUUAUUCGGGUUAACGGUGGCUUUGUGUGAUCAACCCUGUAGACAAAAUCUUUUUUUUUUUUUUUUUUCCAUGCGACAAUUUUUUUUUUUUUUUUUGGUAACUAAAUAAAUGUACGGAUCCGCUAAGAACUUUUUAUAGUCAAAUGGUAGGGACUUUUUAUAA
Messenger RNA from Ipomoea nil (Japanese morning glory), 969 nucleotides. RefSeq names its product short-chain type dehydrogenase/reductase-like. The coding region runs from base 45 to 836 and encodes 263 amino acids. The transcript has a single exon. The record is from RefSeq and is a predicted model, not a curated record. Lineage: Eukaryota; Viridiplantae; Streptophyta; Magnoliopsida; Solanales; Convolvulaceae.